This is a messenger RNA of Pochonia chlamydosporia 170, 924 nucleotides long. RefSeq names its product reverse transcriptase. The record is from RefSeq and is a predicted model, not a curated record. NCBI's taxonomy places the organism in Eukaryota, Fungi, Ascomycota, Sordariomycetes, Hypocreales, Clavicipitaceae. The coding region runs from base 1 to 924 and encodes 307 amino acids. The transcript has a single exon.
AUGGAUGACCACCCUGCAUGGAAGGCACCGGGCGAGGAUGGAUUACCUGUUAUAGUCUGGAAGAAGGUGUGGCCAGUUGUGAAAUAUGGAGUCCUGGCGUUAUUCCGGGCGUUAUUGGAGGAAGGAGUGUUACCUGACCAAUGGCGACACGCAAAAAUCAUACCCUUGAAGAAACCUGACAAACCCGAGUACACUCUCGCGGAAGCGUGGAGGCCAAUAUCGUUGCUGUCGACGCUGGGCAAGGUGCUGGAAGCCGUACUCGCGGAAAGAUUAUCUCACGCGGUCGAGACAUACGGCCUGCUGCCUACGAACCACUUCGGGGGACGUAAGCAACGGUCGGCAGAGCAAGCCUUGAUGCUCCUGCAAGAGCAAGUAUAUGCGGCCUGGAGAGGACGUCGGGUGCUCAGUCUGAUCAACUUCGACGCCAAAGGAGCAUAUAAUGGUGUCUGUAAAGAGAGACUAAUUCAAAGAAUGAGAGCCAGAGGAAUACCAGAGAAGCUGCUGCGAUGGAUCGAAGCUUUUUGCUCGAACCGCACGGCCGCGAUUAUGGUGAACGGGCAGUGCUCCGACGCUCGAGCGUUACCACAAUCGGGCCUCCCGCAAGGCUCACCGCUCUCCCUCAUUGCGUACUUGUUCCUCAACGCAGACCUGGUUCAGCGACGGAUCGACGCUAACGGAGGAGCCAUAGCGUUUAGUGACGACUUCACGGCCUGGGUCACGGGCCCGACGGGUCACAGCAACCGCGCCGGCAUUGCGUCAAUCAUAGAAAGUGCUAUCGAUUGGGAGAAGAGAAGCGGUGCAACAUUCCAAGUGAAUAAAACAAGCAUCAUCCACUUCACCUGCAGUGACCCAAAAUUUGAUAAGUUACCUGCUGUUGUUGUGACGGUACAAGGGCACGAGCGAGGUCGAGUGCGACUUGGAUAA